Messenger RNA from Acaulospora colombiana, 580 nucleotides. Lineage: Eukaryota; Fungi; Glomeromycota; Glomeromycetes; Diversisporales; Acaulosporaceae. The record is from the annotation of a GenBank genome assembly.
AUGACAGCUGUUUCUGACGAAGAGGAGCGGAGGAGGCUAUUACAUUUGGCCCUGGUUCUUCUCCCUAAGCACCAUAGGAGCACUAUGGAGGUUUUCUUUGCAUUCUUGAAAUGGGUAGCCCUUUUCUCUAGCAUCGACUCUGCUGGUAGUAAAAUGGACAUACCAAAUCUUUCAACAGUAAUUGCCCCAAGCAUACUCUCUUCAAAGAGUCAAGAUCCGUUACGAGACCACAGUUUCGCCGUGAUCGCAGUGGUCACACAAAUUCUAGAAGAACAAGAUGCCUUCAAUCGUGUACCCCCGGAAUGUUUACAAAUACUCUCCGAUAAGAAGGACUUUGUCAAAUGCGCAAACGAAUCAUCAAAAGAUCUCCUUAAGAAAUGCGCCCAGCAUUUCCGAGGAAAAAGAAACGCUGAUGGAACAAAGUCUCCCGUUCUUUCGCCCACGAGCCUGCAAUUUUCACCAGGAACCCUUCACACGCAGAAGUCUGAAGGCUCAUUAGAUGCUCGCGGACGGGCUCAGGCUGAAAGGAAGGGAUUAAGAGAUUCAAAAUCUCUAGAGCGAAAGGAACCUCGUGAGCGCA